AUGAUCACUGGAGUACACUCCUCCCGCCUCCGGGUCAAGAACGGCCUCUUUGGCAUGUCCCAGGAUUACACCCUGAUAGCCCAAGCCCUUAACCUCAUCCAUAGAUCGGGCAACUUGCGUCUUGUUGGAUCCAGCACAGAAAUGAUUUGGCUGAUUGACUUCGGAUUUCCCGUCUAUGGUAUCUACACUCGAAGGCUUGCGACUCGGAAGGAGUCUCCGAUUGGCGAAUCUGGGACGUACGCUCACUUAGAAGCGGAAGAGUCUCGGAGUGGGGUAGCAAACAGCUCGGAGUCAAGCACCGAGUGGCAUCCCACCCCGUUGAACUUUGAUAAGGAAUCGCUUUUCCGACUGACUCUCAUCGGAAUCGAGGAAAAUAUGAUCUCCCGCCUCAACGUGCAGCGAAUCGCCCGGGCGAGCACCCGCCAGAAAGCCACGGCGUUGCCCAUUGGACGAAGGCAACUGACCCUCUUGCAUCCUCCGAAGUUCGCGAAUGAGAAAUUUCUCGAUUACGCCAAAGGUUCCCCCGAGAGAGCCUCCCUCAUCGAGGCUUUGGGACAGUUGAAAAGCCAGAUGCCCAUUAAGAUCCCAAUCGUUGUCAAUGGGACUACGCUCAAAUCGAAUAAUUUCAAACCUCAAGUGAAUCCUUCCAAGCACAGCCAGUCUUUAGCCGAGUAUGCCUGCGCCACGCCGGAUCAAACUAAUGCAGCUAUUGAUGCUGCGUUGAAGGCCAAGCCUGACUGGGAGGCUCUCCCUUUUGAGGACCGUGCCUCUAUCUUCCUGAGGGCCUCGGAACUAAUUGCUGGUAAAUACCGAUCUGACGUUGUUGCUUCAACCAUGCUCGGCCAAGGUAAGAAUAUUUGGCAAGCCGAGAUUGAGGCUCCCAGUGAGACUGUCGACUUCUUCCGAUACUACGUCCAAGACGCCUGGAAGCUUUAUUCGUACCAGCCGACAGAGCAGCCUGCUGGCAACUGGAACAAGAUGGAGUACCGACCAUUAGAGGGUUUCGUGUACUCUGUUGCUCCGUUCAACUUCACUGCUCUCGGCGCAACUCUGAUCGGGCCAGCUGCUCUGCUUGGUAAUGUCGUGGUCUGGAAACCCUCGGACUACGCUAUUCACUCUGCCUACCUCAUCCACCAAAUACUUCUAGAGGCUGGACUUCCUAGGGACGUGAUCCAGUUCCUCCCGGGUGAUGCCGAGACGAUCACAAAUACCGUCCUCAGGCGACCCGAGUUUGCCGGCAUCAGCUUUAUCGGGUCUACCCAGGUCUUCAAGGGUAUUCAGAAAAAGAUUGGGGAUGGCGUGGGGAAGGGUGUUUACAACUCAUACCCUCGAGUUGUAGGCGAGACUGGCGGCAAGAACUGGGGCGUGGUUCAUUCCUCAGCCGAUGUCAAGAGCGCAGCUUUUCAUACUAUUCGGGGAGCUUUUGAAUACCAGGGCCAAAAGUGCUCUGCGUGCUCUAGAGUAUAUGUUGCGGAAUCUGCCUGGCCAAGGUUCAAAAAGCAUCUCCAAGAACAGCUUUCCAAGCUCAAGGUUGGCGAUGUGGAGGAGUUCGAUAACUUCAUCAACCCAGUCAUUCACGAGGCCUCUUUCGAUAAGCUGAAUAGGGUAAUCGAGGACGCCAAGAACGAUCCCGAGCUUGAGCUCGUUGCAGGAGGUAAAGCUUCCAAAAAGAAGGGCUAUUUCGUUCAUCCGACGGUCUAUCAGACGACUAAUCCGCGACAUGACAUCAUGUCCCGUGAACUAUUUGGCCCUAUCUUGGGCGUUUAUGUCUAUCCUGAUGCUGAAUGGGAGAAAACGCUAGAGCUAGUUGACACCACCUCGCGCUAUGGCCUGACAGGCAGCAUCUUUGCCAUGGACCCUUUCGCAUCACGGCAAGCGCAGACGAAGCUCAAGCAUGCUGCAGGAAUGUUGUACAUCAAUACUAAAUGCACGGGAUCUGUCGUUGGGCAACAACCUUUCGGCGGCAGUCGGGAUUCCGGUACUAACGACAAGACUGGCACGCUUGCUCAUCUCCAGCGUUUUACGAGUGUCAGGUCAAUCAAGGAGGAGUACAAUCCUCUGAACGAAAUCCAGUACCCUUCUAAUCAGGUGUAA
Messenger RNA from Diaporthe amygdali, 2094 nucleotides. Its product is annotated as Delta-1-pyrroline-5-carboxylate dehydrogenase. The coding region runs from base 1 to 2094 and encodes 697 amino acids. The transcript has 5 exons. The record is from RefSeq and is a predicted model, not a curated record. NCBI's taxonomy places the organism in Eukaryota, Fungi, Ascomycota, Sordariomycetes, Diaporthales, Diaporthaceae. Gene Ontology annotation, cellular component: mitochondrial matrix. Gene Ontology annotation, molecular function: L-glutamate gamma-semialdehyde dehydrogenase (NAD+) activity.